GGCCUCUCUCAGACCUUUCUCCGAAGUACCUGAAGUCAAUGAAGUUUUACCCCAGAACUACACACCGAUUAGCCUGCAUAUAGUAAAGAGAUAUACAAACGAUAAGAAUAUUCUAAACGCCAUUAAAAUCCACAACUCGAUGGGUGACUAUGAUCUUGACCUCAUAGUGAUUUCAAACUUUAAUAACUAUGAGAGGAAGCAAUUCAUGAAGUUCUUACUAUGCUUCGGAGUGGAUGUAAAUGACCCAGACUAUCUGUACAAGAAGAUAUCCUCUUCAGCCCAUCAUCAAAAUACAUUGAGGUAUAAACGUCAGUUUGACUUUUACGAGUACACGUCCUUCAUUUGUACUUUGAUAGUGACCCUAACUCUCGACCCAGACAUAGAUAAGCCUUGUUUUCUACUAAACUGGAUGAGUCCUUCAAGUCUCCUAGAGCAUUUCAAGAAUCUGUACCUUCUGAGGGCUACUUUUGAGACUUUCCAGGAAGAGCCCAGUAACUUCAUCCUUCCUGAUCAGGAGUACUACACAAGUUUUACUAAGAAAUGGAACCCGUACGAUGACUUCUUGCUUCUGACCUUUGUGUUUGAGUACGGGUACGGGAAUUAUUCUAAAAUAGCUGCUUCUCCAAGAUGGAUCCUCUCCAGCACCUCUGAACAGAUUUGGAACCUAACCAGUAAUGGAAGCUUGAUUCAGCAAAAAUGGGUACAAGAGAAAGAGCUGGUGUCUAGCCAACACUUGCUUGCAAAUAAGACUGGCUUAUCUGUAGAUAGAGUUCAAGAAUUCUUGGAGCAAAGAGUCCAGUUCAUCCUAAAAGUCCUGAAGAGGCUGUAAAUUUUUAGGAAUUCAAGCAUAUAAUUUUGAUUAAAAGUUUGGU
Messenger RNA from Moneuplotes crassus, 872 nucleotides. Lineage: Eukaryota; Ciliophora; Spirotrichea; Euplotida; Euplotidae. The record is from the annotation of a GenBank genome assembly.